Molecule: messenger RNA, 1215 nt
Organism: Parathielavia appendiculata
Lineage: Eukaryota; Fungi; Ascomycota; Sordariomycetes; Sordariales; Chaetomiaceae
Exons: 5
Coding region: 1-1215 (404 amino acids)
Source: RefSeq, a predicted model, not a curated record
AUGGCGGUCCCAAACAACCAUUCUCCAUCCAGUUCCCCCUACCAACUUCAACAGGCGCCGUUGCAACACACAACCCAGCUACACUCAGCGCAGCAGAGGCCAACAAGAAAGUCCAGAACUUUUAGUUUGAAGUCGGACAAGUCUCGCGGCAGCCAGCACAAGAUCGACUUGCAUGAGACACAUGACGAGAAGGAGGCCAAGAGACUGCACAGCAAAGCAGACCCGACCCUCGCCAUGCAAGAAGCGGAACCCUCUGAGGUUGCCGCAACGGGCAAGUCCUCCCUCGCCCCUCUGAGGAGCAUCCAACACAGGGACGCCUUUGGAAAUCCAAUUGCCGAUCCGGACCGUUCAAAUCCGACCCGCAGUAGAUGGGAACGCCCGUUGGACACAAUCCGGAGUUUUGAGGCGGCAAUUGAUGGGGGAUACAGCAACCGUAGGUCGAUCAUCCGCACAGACACAGAAGGCGCAACCUGGGGCGCUAGUCGGCGGAGCAGUUAUUACGGAGGCAAUGGAAACUUCGGCCGUUCCGGACACGACAGCUAUUAUGGAAAUCGCCCGCCUUCGAUGAUGUACGCCAAUCGUGCCGAUGGUAGCCUUCCCGACUUGAGGUCAGCGGGCAUGGGACAACGUGACGGAUAUCAUGACCAGCAAAACUUCGGGUAUGGCGGCUACGGACCACCCCAGCAGAACGGGCGACGGGGCCUGCCUAGGAUACCCACCGAGCCGCAAUACAGCCCCCCGUACCGGCAACAGAACCCCCAGGACUAUCCGACUCCGCCCAAUCAUCGGUCAUACGAGACGGUGACAACCGCAUCAGGGAGCGGCUCCUCGGCAGAGCCAACUGGUUACCAGACCGACCCCACCGGCAGCGAUAACAGCUCACUCGAGCCCGUGCAAUCCGUGCCAAGGCGGCAGCCGGAACCAUUGAAUGACUACGGCAUCGGCUUUGGCCAGAGCCCGUCGUACAAGCCGCCAAGCUCUACAGUGGGCGUGCAGAAUUCUGGGAUGAACGGCAGCAACUACCAACUGGACGGCUCACCAAAUUAUGGGAACCCAAAUCAAGGUGGCAACCCUGUACCGCCUGCCGUGCCUCGGAAAGAUGUGGGAUCGGUCUUAAGGAAACAGAUAAGCACCAGCCAUGUGCAAGAGGUACGGCUCGCACAGCCUGAGAAGAGGAAGAGUUGGCUUGCGCGACGCUUCAGCAAGCGCGCAUAA